AUGGCAAGUUUCCGAACAAGCGUAAAUAUCAUAGGAGCCGGCAAUGUGAGUCUUGCUUACGCCUACGAAACGAAAGAUGCGCUUUGCCUUGUAUUGACGCUGAUGAAUGGAGGUGAUCUUAAAUUUCAUCUGUACAAUUUGAUGCCUGGAGGCUUCGACGAAAGACGCGUUCAGUUUUAUGCGGCCGAAAUUACACUAGGGCUUCAACAUUUGCACAAGGAAAGAAUAUUAUAUCGCGAUCUCAAGCCUGAGAAUAUUUUACUAGACGAUUUUGGUGAGUUUUUUUUCGCCUAA
This is a messenger RNA of Haemonchus placei, 294 nucleotides long. Lineage: Eukaryota; Metazoa; Nematoda; Chromadorea; Rhabditida; Trichostrongylidae. The record is from the annotation of a GenBank genome assembly.